UCAGUGCUGGAUUAGUAGGCAUUGAGUUCAGCAACACCUUUUUUUUUUUUGGUAGCUUUUCAAACGAUUGAAGUUUGAAUUAAAAGUAAUUAAAAUGAACGGCGCUACAUUGGUAGCCAUUGCCGCCACGAUCGGCAAUUUUUUGCAGGGUUGGGAUAAUGCCACAAUUGCAGGAGCUGUUGUUUACAUUAAAAGAGAGCUCGAAUUGACGGCGGCAGUAGAAGGGCUUAUAGUGGCAAUGUCGCUCAUCGGAGCUACAGUGAUCACCACUUGCUCGGGGACAAUCUCCGAUUCGGUUGGGCGAAGGCCGAUGCUUAUUGUUUCGUCAAUGUUUUAUUUCCUAAGUGGAAUUAUAAUGUUGUGGUCUCCUAAUGUGUAUGUAUUGCUUCUGGCAAGGCUUUUAGAUGGAUUCGGAAUCGGGCUUGCUGUUACGCUAGUUCCUCUUUACAUUUCCGAGACUGCACCCUCGGAGAUUCGAGGGCAGUUAAAUACUCUCCCACAGUUCCUUGGUUCCGGUGGAAUGUUUUUGGCGUACUGUAUGGUUUUCUCGAUGUCGCUAUUGCCCUCGCCUAGCUGGCGAUUGAUGCUUGGAGUUCUUUCGAUUCCUUCACUUUUGUAUUUUGCGUUCACUGUGUUUUAUUUGCCUGAAUCUCCGAGGUGGCUAGUGAGUAAAGGGAGGAUGGUUGAGGCGAGACGAGUUUUGCAGAAACUGCGUGGGAGGGAAGAUGUUUCUGGUGAAAUGGCUUUAUUGGUCGAAGGUUUAGCAGUUGGUGGUGAAGCUUCCUUAGAAGAGUACAUCAUAGGUCCAGCAGAUGAAUCAAGCAAGGAUCAAAACCCAACUGAUGAAGAAGACACUAUCAAGUUAUACGGGCCUGAAGCGGGCCACUCAUGGAUCGCAAAGCCCGCCACCGAGCAGAGCCGUACAGGCCUUAUCUCUCGCCACGGGAGCGUGGCGAACCAGAGCGUACCCCUAAUGGACCCGCUCGUGACUCUCUUCGGAAGCGUCCACGAGAAGCUUCCCGAAACAUCCGGAAGCAUGCGAAGCAUGCUCUUCGGGAAUUUCGGAAGCAUGCUCAGCACUGCAGAGGCGAACGUGAAGCACGAGGAGUGGGAUGAAGAGAGCUUGCACAGAGGAGAAGACGAGGGCUACACGUCGGAGGAUGCGGGCCCAGACGAGGAGGACAAUUUGCGGAGCCCGCUGAUGUCACGGCAAGCUACAGAAACGGGCCAUCAUGAGAGCUUGUCGGAGAUGAGGCGGCAUAGUAGUCUUAUGCAUGGUGGUGAAGCGAUGGGGAUUGGUGGGGGUUGGCAGAUGGCGGUGAAGUGGUCUGAGAAAGACGGAGAAGGUGGUUUUAAGAGGGUUUAUUUGCACCAAGAGGGUCCGGCUGUUUCUAGACGUGGGUCCCUCAUUUCUGUCACUGGCGGCGGUGGUGGUGAUGGUGAUGGUGGCUAUGAGCAUAAUCAUACGACGGCUCUAGUGAACCAGCAGGCGAAGGAAACUAGUGGGGCCACGGAUACUUCUGGAAAUGUGUCCGUUUUGAGUGCGCUUCUUGAACCGGGAGUUAAACGGGCUUUGAUUGUUGGGAUCGGGCUCCAAAUACUGCAGCAGUUUUCUGGUAUCAACGGUGUACUGUACUAUACUCCUCAAAUUCUUCAGCAGGCAGGUGUGGGAGUUCUUCUGGCUAACCUUGGCCUUGGAGCAGAUUCUUCGUCUUUCCUCGUUAGCACGUUGACCAACUUUUUGAUGCUUCCUUGUAUUACUGUUGCUAUGAGGUUCAUGGAUAUAGCUGGUAGAAGGUCACUGUUGCUAACAACGAUACCAGUUUUGAUUCUAUCACUCAUCGCACUCGUGAUCGGAAAUGUUUUCGAUUUCGGGACUGUGGCCCACGCAGUAAUCUCCACCGUCUGUGUCAUAGUCUACUUCUGCACAUUCGUGAUGGGUUACGGUCCAAUUCCAAACAUCCUCUGCUCGGAAAUUUUCCCAACGAGAGUGCGCGGAAUAUGCAUCGCUAUAUGCGCGUUAGUUUUCUGGAUAUGUGAUGUCAUCGUUACUUACUCACUUCCCGUUAUGCUGAGCUCGAUCGGCUUAGCUGGCGUUUUCGGUAUUUACGCUGUUGUUUGUGUUAUCUCGUGGGUAUUCAUUUUCUUGAGGGUCCCGGAAACUAAGGGCAUGCCUUUGGAAGUUAUUACCGAGUUUUUCGCCGUUGGAGCCAAACAAGGUGCUAAAAGUGAGUGAGUGAUUGAUGGUGUUGUUAUCUUCACAGGGCUUUUUUUGCAAUGUAAUUCCAAAAAUUUCAAUAUUUUUUUUUUCAAAGAUUACAUCUGUAAUAUUACAUUCGAUUUUGGAACAAUUUUUUUUUUCUUUGUUGAAAUUUUAAAUGCUAAUUUCGACAUGAU
This is a messenger RNA of Erythranthe guttata (spotted monkey flower), 2397 nucleotides long. RefSeq names its product monosaccharide-sensing protein 2. Gene Ontology annotation, molecular function: transmembrane transporter activity. Gene Ontology annotation, cellular component: membrane. Gene Ontology annotation, biological process: transmembrane transport. The record is from RefSeq and is a predicted model, not a curated record. Lineage: Eukaryota; Viridiplantae; Streptophyta; Magnoliopsida; Lamiales; Phrymaceae.